This is a messenger RNA of Histoplasma mississippiense, 1323 nucleotides long. RefSeq lists its product as hypothetical. Gene Ontology annotation, cellular component: membrane. The transcript is spliced from 2 exons. Bases 1 to 1323 code for a protein of 440 amino acids. The record is from RefSeq and is a predicted model, not a curated record. Gene Ontology annotation, molecular function: monoatomic cation transmembrane transporter activity. Gene Ontology annotation, biological process: monoatomic cation transport; transmembrane transport. NCBI's taxonomy places the organism in Eukaryota, Fungi, Ascomycota, Eurotiomycetes, Onygenales, Ajellomycetaceae.
AUGGAAGAUCAGACCCGUGCUUCAUCUCCCAGCCAUCCUCGCCACUCGAGCCAACUUCACCACCGCUCAGACACACCUACGUUGACGACUAACCCCUUGGCGUCGGAAGCGCAUGCAACGGCCACUGGAGUCGAACCAUUGCCUUAUCAGAUAACCCAAGAGCCUUCUGACGAGGAAGAUCAACGCCCGCCUCGCUAUACUCUAGAAAACGACCCCUUCCAGCUAGCCAGUAAGCUGAAGUCUGACGCCGAAAUCGACAAGAUUAAGGCAAAUACAGCUCGCAAACGAGAGGGUGGUUCAAACAAAAGCGUCACGAGUUCUUCAAAAAGGCUUCAAAGCUUUUACAAGUCCCAGAAUGAGAACAUUAAGAAGCUGUUAAAGCCAGUCGACGAACAUGUGCGGCUCGCAAAGGAAUACAACACCCAGAACCAGCUCAAGUACAAGAUCGCCGUCUAUGGUAGUUUUGCGGCGAGCAUCGUCUUAGCAAUCCUCCAGCUCUAUGCCGCUAUUGCGUCAGGAUCUCUAUCACUCUUUACAACAAUGGCUGACUCUAUUUUCGAUCCGAUGUCCAACCUGACCCUGCUCAUCAGCCACAAGGCCGUGACACGCGUUGAUGCACGCAAGUUCCCCGCUGGAAAAGCCCGGAUUGAAACGGCCGGAAAUAUCUUUUUCUGCUUCCUCAUGACAUCCGUAUCACUGAUUUUGAUUUCGUUUUCCGCCAAGAGCCUUUCGGAUGGGAACACUGAGGAGACCCUGGGGUUUCACAUACCCCCCAUUGUUGCAGUGUGUAUUGCGUUCUCAACUAAGUUCGCCCUGUUCGUGUACUGCUGGGCACUCCGAGACCAAUAUUCCCAAGUCCGGAUUCUGUGGGAAGAUCACCGCAAUGAUCUCCUUAUCAAUGGACUCGGCAUCUUGACUUCGGUUGGUGGCGGUAAGCUCAGAUGGUGGAUCGACCCAUCGGGUGCUCUGAUCCUCUCCUGUCUGAUAGCUAUCCUGUGGCUUCGAACUGCCUAUUCUGAGUUCCAACUUUUGAUUGGCGUCACUGCAGAUACGCAGAUGCAGCAGUUGAUUACAUAUAUAUCAAUGACCCAUUCCCCAAUGAUCCAAGCCAUCGACACCGUACGCGCUUACACAUCAGGGCCGCGUCUAGUUGUUGAAGUCGACAUCGUGAUGGACCGCAACGAGACCCUUAUGGCUACCCAUGAUGUCGCAGAAGAGUUACAGAUGAAGCUUGAAAGCCUUCCCGAUGUGGAGCGGGCAUAUGUCCAUGUCGACUAUGAGACUACCCAUAAACCAGAGCACUUUCUGAAAAAGGAGCUCUAA